Messenger RNA from Colius striatus (speckled mousebird), 2897 nucleotides. RefSeq names its product DEAF1 transcription factor (gene DEAF1). Bases 594 to 2369 code for a protein of 591 amino acids. Gene Ontology annotation, biological process: regulation of transcription by RNA polymerase II. The record is from RefSeq and is a predicted model, not a curated record. NCBI's taxonomy places the organism in Eukaryota, Metazoa, Chordata, Aves, Coliiformes, Coliidae. The transcript is spliced from 13 exons. Gene Ontology annotation, molecular function: DNA binding; DNA-binding transcription factor activity, RNA polymerase II-specific. Gene Ontology annotation, cellular component: nucleus.
GGUGCGAUCGGAGCGCUCGGCCCGGUUCGGUCGCUCUCGGGCAUCUCCGUUCGGCCCGGGUGAGAUCGGAGAGGACUUCGGCACGGCUCGGCUCUGCUCGUGCCCGCCUCAGGCCGCCUUCGGGCGCGAUCGGAAAGGACUCGAGCGAGCUCGGGAUUCUUCGCCCGCCCGGGCCCGGCGGCGCUCGGGCCCUGUUCGGGCGGGCUCGGGUUCGCCACCCGAUCCGUCAGGUAUCGCUUCGGGCCGCGCUUCGCCGCGGGCUCGGCCGCGUCCUGCCCGCGGAUUGGCCAGGCGGCGGGGCAACGCGGGCCCCGCUCGUCGGGAGCCGUCGGACGAGGCCUCCGGAGACUCGGGCCGCUUCGGGCUCCGUCGGAAGCGGUUCGGGAGCGCCCGAUCCCGCCCGGGAAAACGCGUUCGGAGCCGCUCGGCCGAGCUCGGCAGCGCUCGGAACCCGCCCGAGUGCGCCCCAGUGACCUCGGAGGAGCGGCUCCCCCCCACCCCCCGGCCCCUCCCGGCCCCUCCCCGGCAGCGGCCGGCGGGCGUGUGGCCCCGCCGGGGCGGGCUCGGCGCCCCUCGCCGGCCGGUCGCCUCGGAUGGAGGACGCUGACUCGGCGGCGAAGCAGCUGGGCUUAGCGGAGGCGGCGGCGGCCGCGGUGGCGGCGGCCGCGGAAGGUCGCCAGCAGAAACAGCAGCAGCAGCAGCCGCCUCAAACGGCGGAUUCGGAAGUAGAGCCGAAGCCCGAGGAGGAGGAGGCGGCGGCGCGGGUGACGGUGAUGGCGGCCGAUGCCCAGCACAUCGAGAUGGGAAGCGAGUCCCUGCCGAGCGCCGACGAGGCCGCCGCUGCCGCCGCCUUCGCAGAAGUCACCACAGUGACAGUGGCCAACGUCGGUGCCUCCGCAGACAACGUUUUCACCACGUCAGUGGCAAAUGCAGCUUCGAUUUCAGGACAUGUGCUGUCUGGGAGAACAGCCCUCCAAAUCGGGGACAGCUUGAAUACUGAAAAAGCCACCCUCAUAGUGGUUCACACAGAUGGCAGCAUCGUGGAGACCACAGGGCUGAAGGGGCCAUCAGCGCCCCUCACACCAGGACCCCAGUCUCCUCCUACCCCUUUGACAUCUGUCCAAGAGAAAACUGGCACCAAGUACAACUGGGACCCGUCGGUGUACGAGAACGAGCUCCCGGUGCGGUGCCGGAACAUCAGUGGCAUUCUGUACAAAAACAGACUCGGCUCAGGAGGCCGUGGUAGGUGCAUUAAGCAAGGGGACAACUGGUACAGCCCCACGGAGUUUGAAGCUAUGGCGGGACGAGCCAGCAGCAAAGACUGGAAGAGGAGCAUCCGCUAUGCUGGCCGGCCCCUGCAGUGCCUUAUUCACGAUGGGAUUUUAAAUCCUCACGCUGCCUCUUGCACUUGUGCUGCCUGCUGUGAUGACAUGACUCUGAGUGGCCCCAUCAGACUCUUUGUGCCCUACAAAAGGAGGAAAAAGGACAAUGAGAUGGCUGCAGCUCCAGCGAAGAAGGAGUGCCCCAAAAACAUCACUCUGCUUCCUGCCACAGCUGCUACUACAUUGCUAACUGUGAAAGUGCUUCUACUGUCUGCAGUCACCGUGACUCCCUCUGGACAGAUCACAACCUCUGGGGCUCUCACCUUCGACCGCGCCUCCACCGUGGAAGCCACGGCCAUCAUCUCGGAAAGUCCCUCCCAGGGGGACGUUUUCACUGGAGCCACUGUUCAGGACACCAACGUGCAGCAGCCGUGCAGGGUCAGUCACCCAGAGCCUCACUACCCCAGUUACCAGGACAACUGCCAGAUCUCCCCUUUCCCUGAGGCUGCACUGCCAACAUCUCAUCCCAAAAUCGUGCUAACGUCCCUGCCUGCCCUGGCAGUGCCCCCUUCCACCCCCACCAAAGCCAUAUCCCCCUCGGUGGUGAAUGGGCUGGAGGUGACAGAGCAGAGGAGCUGGCUCUACCUGGAGGAGAUGGUCAAUUCCCUGCUCAGCACUGCCCAGCAGCUGAAGACCCUCAUCGAACAGGCCAAGCAAGCCAGCUCGUCCUUCCGCGAGGCUGCCGUCACCCAGGCCAAGAUCCAGGCCGACGUGGAGAGGAAAGAGCAAUAUCAGAACCAGCUGUUUCAGCAAACAGAAGAUGUGGAUGGGAAGACAGAAAUGAUCAUCAAGCAAUCCUGUGUCAACUGCGGCCGGGAGGCCACCAACGAGUGCACAGGCUGCCACAAGGUCAACUACUGCUCCACCUUCUGCCAGAGGAAGGACUGGAAGGACCACCAGCACAUCUGUGGGCAGUCAGCCACGGUGACAGUGCAGGCUCAGGAGGUGCACGUCCCUGACAGCGUGAUGGAGAAGGUGCCCGUGUGAGCAGCAGCACCCAGGGGCUCCCCUUUGCCAGCCACACUCUGCUCGCUGCCAGUCUUGACAGGCUUUGUGAUACUGUGACGGCACUUGCCAACUCCCAGCCCUCUCCCAAAACUCUGAGGAAGGCAGAGACUCUGACAACCUCCCCUGGAAACAACAAACCCUGCCAGCUGCAGCCAGGAGCCACCCUCAGCCUCGGGAAGCUCCGACUCUGCCAGGCUGGUUGGAGCCUCCAUGCUGUGGGUUGCAGCCACCUCCUCAUCUCUAUCGAGAUGGGCCUAAAGCAGUGGCUGCAGUGACACUUGCCAGUGUCUCCUCUCCCUGUGCCUCCCUACCUCUUGUUUUAAAAGGAAGAAGCAAACCUUCAGGUGGGUUAUUUAAUGGCCUCCAGACGGUCAGUACAAGUUCUCACUUUGCCAGUGGAAGGACUUUUCCCCCCCGUGUUCCCUCUGUGCUGGACAAAUUGGAACACGAAGGAGCUUCUGCACUUGAACAGAAGUGAAAAAUAACCCUGUUGUUAAAUAAAAUGCC